UCCGGACCGGCUGCCGGACUGCCCAGGGGUCUGCUGUGAGCAGCCUGAAGCCCUGAAUGGAGAGUCUGAGCAGCAGUUCCUGCAUUUGCAUUUGAUGCAGACUUCAAGCAGCAGACUUCAGUCGACGGACCACAGCACCGCGGAUGCGUUGGAACUUGACAAAAACUUUGAAGCUUGAAGAUUAAAAUACUAAAAUUAAACGCUCUGCUAAAUCGCUGCUCUUUUAUGUUUAAUGUUCUAGUUAUAGACGUGGUUUGGGUUUGAUUUAAGUUAUAUUUUUUCAUUGAAACGACCACGGUUUUGAGAAGUGUAGGCGGAACUACUUUUGUUGGCGAAGUAGCACAAAAAAUCCAGCGCGCGACACACACCGACUACCGGUGCACAGUCCGCCGUUUAGCUCCGAGUUAGGGCGACAAAACUGAGGAGUUUGACCCUGAGAUGCUCCUGCGUAGCUUUAAAUAAACAACAUUAAUCGGUGUCUAACUAAAUAACGCUCUCAUCCUCGCUGCCAGGACCGUUUAAAGGCGGCUGUUUUUUUCUAUUUCGUCCAAAAGAAGAGAACACACAGAGGACUUUUCGACGCUCCCGGACGGACUUGACCGAACUCAAAAAAAAAAAAGAUGUCAAUUUUGCCUUUCACUCCCCCCAUUGUCAAGAGACUUUUGGGCUGGAAGAAAGGCGAGCAGAACGGGCAGGAGGAGAAGUGGUGCGAGAAGGCGGUAAAAAGUCUGGUGAAGAAGCUGAAGAAGACGGGACAGCUGGACGAACUGGAGAAAGCCAUCACCACCCAGAAUGCCAACACGAAAUGCAUCACCAUACCGAGAUCUUUGGACGGCCGGCUGCAGGUGUCCCAUAGGAAAGGUCUUCCCCAUGUUAUCUACUGCCGGCUGUGGCGCUGGCCUGACCUGCAGUCUCACCACGAGCUGCGUGCGGUGGAGCUGUGCGAGUACGCCUUCCAUACAAAGAAAGAUGAAGUGUGCGUCAACCCAUACCACUACCAAAGGGUGGAGACGCCAGUCCUCCCACCAGUACUGGUGCCCAGACACACAGAAAUCCCCAGUGAGUUCCCACCCCUGGACGACUACAGCCAUUCAAUCCCUGAAAACACCAAUUUCCCUGCUGGCAUCGAGCCUCAGAGCAACUACAUACCAGAAACGCCACCACCAGGUUACCUCAGUGAGGAUGGAGAGACUAACGAUCACCAGAUGACCCACAGUAUGGACACAAGCUCCCCAAACCUUUCACCAAACCCUGUUUCACCCACGCACAGUAACCUGGACCUCCAGCCAGUCACAUAUUGUGAGCCGGCCUUCUGGUGCUCUAUUUCAUACUACGAGCUGAACCAGCGAGUAGGAGAGACCUUCCACGCCUCGCAGCCUUCACUGACAGUGGAUGGCUUCACAGACCCCUCCAACUCCGAGCGUUUCUGCCUUGGCUUGUUGUCCAACGUCAACCGCAACGCAGCUGUGGAGUUAACACGCAGGCACAUCGGGCGUGGCGUGCGGCUGUACUACAUCGGAGGAGAGGUGUUUGCAGAGUGUCUCAGUGACAGUGCUAUCUUUGUCCAGAGCCCCAACUGUAAUCAGCGUUAUGGUUGGCACCCUGCCACAGUCUGCAAGAUCCCUCCAGGAUGCAACCUGAAGAUUUUCAACAACCAGGAGUUUGCUGCCCUGCUGGCUCAGUCAGUCAACCAGGGCUUCGAGGCCGUCUAUCAGCUUACCAGGAUGUGCACCAUCCGCAUGAGCUUCGUCAAGGGCUGGGGAGCUGAAUACAGGCGACAGACGGUGACCAGCACCCCCUGCUGGAUCGAGCUGCACCUGAAYGGCCCGCUGCAGUGGCUGGACAAGGUGCUGACUCAGAUGGGCUCCCCAAACAUCCGGUGCUCCAGCGUCUCUUAGAGACGCGCUUCGUCCUCUCAUUCCCCGCGCACCUCGUGUCCUGGUCAGAKACUGGACGAGAACAACGACACACGAACUGAAAGAUGAUGAGACCCCGCCCUUUUAUUCAGCUACUCGUCGCCCCCCCCCCCACCUGUUGUCAGGAGCACUUUUUAUACACAUUUUGUUUGUGGCAGAAGGGGACAAGUGCAUUAAUGUCGUACCAUGUUAGUAGGAAUGUUUUUCCAACUUCUUUUCGUUUAUCAUUGGUAAUAAAAGACCAGACAGAAUAUAGAUAAUGGAUCUUUCAAGUCAACAUUUUCUUUCUUUCAAUUAAAUUUAUUUUUUCCAAUUUUUUUGUUUAUAUUUUAAGGAAUUAAUGAAUUAAUCCCAAAUUUUGGGGUAAAUACAUUUCAGUGCUGUUUAUAUUUGGGCAUUUGAUAAGUUAUGAAGAUUUUUACAAAUGUAAAACAGUGAGAUGGACUGAAAGUGGUUUAUAUAAGGAAAACUUGUUUAUCACUUGAAAUUUUUUUUUAAAAAUUAUAAAGAAAAAAACUCCAAACAGAGCAAGGUCACUGACAUUUUAUGCAGCAUGUGUUUCUUGAAAAGAGGCWAAAAAAAUUUACAUUUCACAGCAUUUUUCAGCUUCGAAAUAGUGACGAAACAAAAACAAGUUAAAAUUGGGUUAAAACUUGUUUCUCCUGUUCAGACAGGUUGAGUAUUUAGAAUUGUAUGUUUGAAAUGUUGCGUUCAGAGGCUCCAGAGCGAGCACAGAGCAGCAGAAGUGUUUAAAAAACUUGACACAAGUACUUUGAGACAGUGAAGGUGAAGAUCACCACAACGAUGAUGCACUUGUGUUAAAAGUUGAUCAAACAGCACAGUGAUGUUGAAAAAGCACUUCAGUCGGUUGUUCUUUAGGUGCUUGUGCAAAAUAAAUAAUGUGCAUAAAUUUCAGGAAGCUUUGCCACAACUUCAGAGGAUUGUUGCACCAUUUUAUGUUGUAGAAAAUUCAAACAGGCCUUGAAAACAAAUCGGAUGCUUUAGUUUUCUUCGGACGUUGAAGCUCGACGAACUAAUGUGAAGAUGAUCUGUGAUGUGAACGGUUUGAAGUGGGGGAACAGGAAGUGUUUUGCUUCGUUAGCAUUCUGUUGCUGCAGUUUGGUCUUAAUUUUAGCCAUACUGACCUCUCACACGGGGUUAAAAACAACAGCUGGAAUAUUAAAAACAUAAACAACUGGUAGAUAAGAAUUAAUACUUCUAAGCCCAUUUUGUUACCAACUAUUUUGGAUGCUAAAGCGGUUGCUUCUUCAAGUUUUAAGUGCGUGACUCAACUGAAAGCCACUGCCGGCAGGUCUGAAAUGAAGGCAGGUUUUGUUGGGAGCACAGCUUUACUCAAAGGGAAUAAUAUAGAUAAAUAGACACGUGUAUAUAACCCCAGCUCUUAGAAUCGGUUGUGUUUAUUUUCAGGUUUAUGUGCAUAAAGUACAUAUGUUUUUCAUUGUGACCAUUUUAAAGUUGAAGGGUUUGGAAAUGAAAGAACAAAUAAAUCAAAUGGACAUAAUGCUGGCAAACGCUUUUCCUAAAAUAGAACAGCAGUCAUAGCGUUGGUCCCAUUUCCUUGGAACCACCCACUCAGGUGGAAGUGGAUCCGUUUCCUUCUGGUUCUAUAACACUAGACAAAGGCUCAGUAGGCGAGCACGAACAACAUGUUUAUUUACGUUGACCUCUUCGUGUUAAUGCCAGCCCAUUGAAGCUCGUCUGUAACAUUAUAGGGACUCAAGGGUAAAGCUCAGAAUAGUGAGAUAUUACCAAUAAUAAAUAUAAAUAAAGAAAAGUUGGAUUAUUAAGCUGAAGACGUAUGUGUGGAAUUGUUUCAGAACCUGUAGCAUCUACCAGUCUGAAACAAGCCGGCUCUCUUUAGAGCUUCUAGUGUCCUUGAACGCAGCAGUUCUGAUUCUGUUAGGAUCUCAAACUGCACGGUUAAUGUAACUAUACCCUAUAGGGAAUAUUUCAAAAGUAAAUUUAUCUCUUUUUUAAUACACUCUUCUGCAACUUAUAGUGCUUAUGUUUGUUUCUCCUUGUUCAUCCUUUUUAAAGCAUUAGCUGUGAUUUACGCUCCCCUUGCUCUGAAUUGUUUGGUUUUUUUUUUUAGAUUUCUUGUAUAAACCUAAACCUUUUAUUUGUUUUUCCCCCCUGCUUAUAUAAAGUGGAUGUGAUGCUUUGUAUUUUUGUCUUUUAUUGUUGAUUUACAAAUAAAAUGUAAAAUUUGUGCUGAAACUGAUGCGGAGAAGACUGUUAAUAAGAAAAUGAAUGCAGUAAUUAAAUCUGAUUUUAAGUA
Messenger RNA from Austrofundulus limnaeus, 4215 nucleotides. RefSeq names its product mothers against decapentaplegic homolog 3. The coding region runs from base 621 to 1898 and encodes 425 amino acids. Gene Ontology annotation, molecular function: RNA polymerase II cis-regulatory region sequence-specific DNA binding; DNA-binding transcription factor activity, RNA polymerase II-specific; I-SMAD binding. Gene Ontology annotation, biological process: anatomical structure morphogenesis; SMAD protein signal transduction; transforming growth factor beta receptor signaling pathway. NCBI's taxonomy places the organism in Eukaryota, Metazoa, Chordata, Actinopteri, Cyprinodontiformes, Rivulidae. The transcript is spliced from 8 exons. The record is from RefSeq and is a predicted model, not a curated record. Gene Ontology annotation, cellular component: heteromeric SMAD protein complex.